Molecule: messenger RNA, 618 nt
Organism: Rhinocladiella mackenziei CBS 650.93
Lineage: Eukaryota; Fungi; Ascomycota; Eurotiomycetes; Chaetothyriales; Herpotrichiellaceae
Exons: 2
Coding region: 1-618 (205 amino acids)
Source: RefSeq, a predicted model, not a curated record
AUGUUCCGCAAAGCCUCUGGAGGAACCGGAUUCUCUUGGAAUCGUCUCAUCACCAACGCCAUCCCUAAUUUCGCCAACGACAAUCCCAGUCGUGAUGCCGACCUGACACCCACCGAGAAGGACAUCCUCUGGACAUACCAGAUCUCAGGCGCCCAAACAGGUGAAAGGUCACCCAUGACAUUGGAUGCCGGUAGUGCAUUGAAAGCCGGCAUUACGACCUCGGACAAAAUCUCCGCCCGCAUCCACAAAGCACUAGUCAAAAACGGGAUUCUCGACCCAACUAAUCCGCUCGGCAUCGAUACUACGCGCGUCACGCCCAAGUUUGCGCACCAGCUGUCCUUCAUCAGUGUCGCUGGUCAGCGAAAGACGAUUGGGAUGCUGUUUUUCUGGGAAGAAGAGGUGAUUCGAUGGAGACUGCUGGAUCAGGAAGAGGCUGAGAUCAACUCCGCCAUGGAGGCGGAGGGGGUUUCGGAGCAGGCGAAAGCGGAGUUGAGAGUCAGGCUGGAGAGUACUAGAAUGAGAAGGGCUAUGAGACCGAGUGAACGACCUGUGGAGGUGGAGGGCGGUGAUGGGAAUGCUCAGCAAGAACAGGCGGAAGGUCCACCACAGUAUGCAUAG